GAAUUAAAUUUUUCUAAGAGCUGUCGAGAAAUGAUAAUGUAUUUUACAUUUUUUGCAUUGACAACUAAUGUUGGCAUAUUUAAAUGUAAACUGUAAGAGACGGCUCACUUACAGUUAGAGAUCACUUUACAGUGUUUAAUCCAUAUGUCAUGGAUCAAUUACACCCAACAUACAUAGCAUUAAAUUUACAUUAUUUCUGCUAUAUGUAUUGUGCUACUAGUUAGAUGACACGAUACGCUUACACGUCUACCAGAUAACAGAUUUUGCUCGUUUUUUUUACAUGAAUGUGGUAUCAAAUUACUUCCCUCAGAUUGUGGUGUCAAAAUUGCUGGUGCAUUAUAUAUAAUAUUUAAUGCCAACUUGGCGACAAAGUGCUGGCUAAUUCUUUACCGAGAUUAUAUUUCAUUUUUCUCAGAAAAUAUCAUGUCCCAUUACGCAUCAAAUUGGAAGAAUAAUAUAGAUAUCAAAAGGGUAAAUGUAGGAGAGGAUCAUGUUGAUUUUAUCCAUCAAUCACAUAUGUGCAAAAGCGGAUUUCAACUUGGCCAGCUUCACUCUCUAGAUUCUCCGGAAAUAUAUUCCAAGGAGGAUAUUAUAAGACGAGAAAUUUCUUGUGAUUAUAAUAUAAAUGGAUUGCCUACUAUAUUUAUAGACUACAAGAUAGAAAAACGUAUACUCGUCAGAGACAGUUUCAGUAUUUCAAAAUCUUCAUACCUGCAAGGAGCAGAUUAUAUUAAUUCAUCAGGUCGCACAUACUUAGAGAACAUCCGUUAUAAUUAUGUUGAUUUCAAGUUUAAACAAACUGUAUAUCCAAUUAGGGUUUCUAUAUAUGAAACACAGAAUCCUGGUAAAGUUAUUGAAAUUUGGACGCGAGAUUCUGAUCGGUGGUUUUUAUUAUGGACUGGAGGAAAACAAUUUGUCCACUGUAAAUCACGACUGUUUUCCCCGGCUUUACGGGCCUGUGACUUUAAAACUAAAAUGCUCAGAUUAAUAUUUCCGUAUAACGCUAAGAGAAUACAGAUAGAUGCUGUAGAGCUCAUCGGAACAUCAGAAUUAAUUCAACCUAAAGAUCCUAAACAGAGUUUAACUGAUCUAUUAAAAGAUAUUAAUCGCAGCUAUCCUGACCGUGAGGAUAUAUAUAAUUUAACACCAGAUUACAAAACUGCGAACUUGGAUAUAUAUCAACUUAAACACAAAUUUUCCGACUAUUGUAUUAUUCGAAAAAGCAAUUUACAUUUAAAUAAUGGAAAAUUGAAAGGCAUCACACCCUCUCCAAGUGAAUUCAAGGAGCAACCACGUUGUGGUUUUUCUAUACUUCCUGUAAAAUAUUCAACACAUAUUUAAAGAAGUUUCUUUCUUAUAACAAUAUUUAUUAUA
This is a messenger RNA of Vollenhovia emeryi, 1374 nucleotides long. RefSeq lists its product as uncharacterized. The record is from RefSeq and is a predicted model, not a curated record. Bases 424 to 1341 code for a protein of 305 amino acids. The transcript is spliced from 4 exons. Lineage: Eukaryota; Metazoa; Arthropoda; Insecta; Hymenoptera; Formicidae.